AUGCAGAUUCCAACUCAAGGUGGCGGCACUGUUACUGUCCCUUAUUCAAUGAAUGCUAACGGUGAGAUUGCGUUCAGUGGAAUGCAACUCAGCCAACAAGGCUUCAGUGGUGCCCAAGUGCGCCAAGGAUUUGAUGCAACUCAAGCUCGAACUCCGCAGGUUGUGAAGACUGGCUAUUAUGAUACGUCAAAUGUCUUUCACGAUGCUAUCAAGGGAAAGGACGAGAAUGGCAAUGAUAUCUAUCUUGUUCCAUGUCCUACUGGAACGACUAAUGUCGAACUUCAAUCCGACUGGCACUAUGCUAGUAAAAGUGAAGACUUGCCAGAUCUUGCUACUGAAGCAGAUCGAGGUAUGCAGUUUAUUCAAAGCCGCAGAAUCGAAAGAAAUCCGUUUGGUUUGCUCGAUCACGUCAUCAUGGACAGUGGUUGCACCAACACUACCAUUUGUAAUUGUGAGCUCAUACAUGGACUAUGUCAAGCUGAGAAAGAGCUCGACAUGCACACUAAUGUGGGUAGCAGAGUUCUCGAUGAAGAAGGGUUUCUAGGAAGAUUUCCGCCUCCAGUCUAUUAUGAUGAAGACGGAAUUGCCAAUGUACUUGCUAUGCGCGAGAUGAUUGCUGCGGGAUACCGCAUUACCAUGCUGUGGAUAAGGAAUUGA
Molecule: messenger RNA, 657 nt
Organism: Cylindrotheca closterium
Lineage: Eukaryota; Bacillariophyta; Bacillariophyceae; Bacillariales; Bacillariaceae
Source: the annotation of a GenBank genome assembly